Messenger RNA from Paralichthys olivaceus (Japanese flounder), 4365 nucleotides. Its product is annotated as vascular endothelial zinc finger 1. Gene Ontology annotation, molecular function: DNA-binding transcription factor activity, RNA polymerase II-specific; RNA polymerase II cis-regulatory region sequence-specific DNA binding. Gene Ontology annotation, biological process: regulation of transcription by RNA polymerase II. Gene Ontology annotation, cellular component: nucleus; transcription regulator complex; chromatin. The record is from RefSeq and is a predicted model, not a curated record. NCBI's taxonomy places the organism in Eukaryota, Metazoa, Chordata, Actinopteri, Pleuronectiformes, Paralichthyidae.
GUGGACUUGGUUCAGCCCCGGGGGUUACAGGAAGUUGUAGCUGCCAUGUUUGGCUGCUUUGUUGUAGAUUCCUUGUAGGUUUCCUGCAGAUUUUAGCCCAAGUCUUGCAAUGGAGCCGAGCUGGAGUACGUUUUUAUUUCAGCAGGCCAAUGAGGCUCUGCAUCACCAGCACCAAGUAGCCGGAAACAGCCUCUUGCCUUUGCUCAAUUCUGGAACAGAGCCACCUGAUCAGAAACCGGUGCUGCCCAUUCCAUUGGACCAGAAACCCCCUGUCAGUGCUGCAGAACUUCUUAAAGACAAUGUGGCCAGUGGGACUGGAGGAGGUGGUGGUGGGCCUCCAGUAACCAUGGUCAAAAAGGAGCCCAAGUCAAAGACGCCCUUUAUCUGCGGAUACUGCAACAAGGCUUUCCGAGACAGCUACCACCUGCGGCGGCACGAAUCCUGCCACACAGGCAUCAAGAUGGUUUCACGGCCUAAGAAGACUCAAACAGCCCCCACCAUGGUGCCGCUAAUAUCCACUGUACCACGUGAAAAUAGCGGAAACCCUUCAUAUAUUACUACUGUAGCUGGUAUCUUGACUACAGCCACCACGUCAACAGCCACAGGUACGAGCAUCAUGACCCCAAUGCAACACCAACAGCAGCAGAGCAUCCCUAAAAAGCCCCCCAAACCAGUGAAAAAGAAUCACGGUUGCGACAUGUGUGGUAAAGCCUUCAGAGAUGUAUAUCACCUCAACCGCCACAAGCUGUCGCACUCUGAUGAGAAGCCGUUUGAGUGUCCCAUCUGCCAGCAGAGGUUUAAGAGGAAGGACCGCAUGACAUACCAUGUCCGCUCCCAUGAUGGUGGAGUUCACAAGCCUUACAUCUGUUCUGUCUGUGGGAAGGGCUUCUCCAGACCUGAUCACCUAAGCUGUCAUGUCAAGCAUGUCCAUUCCUCAGAGAGGCCAUUCAAGUGCCAAGUAACAGCUUGUACCUCCGCCUUCGCUACCAAAGACCGUCUGCGCUCCCAUAUGAUCAGGCACGAAGGCAAAGUGACCUGCAACAUCUGUGGCAAAAUGCUUAGUGCUGCCUAUAUCACAAGUCACCUCAAGACACAUGGCCAGGCCAGCUUCAGCAACCCAUGUAACAAUAAAGGCAUAAGUGACUGGCAGUGGAACCACUCAGGGCCACGAAAAGGUGAGUUGACAGUAGGAGAGAUUUUAAAUAACUCCUUCCAAGUCCUAAUUGACAACUCUCACAAAGAUGCCAACAAUGUGCAUAACAACUCAGCCACCACAACGCCGGUCAGCAACUCGGCAGCCAUUACUUCAUCUUUGAACCGGGUCGGCCAUGCCAGCAACCCAGUCACCAUCGCUGCGCAGAUGAACAUCGCCACCAGCACGGUCAACAUCACGUCACAAGUCAACCUGCAGCACCCUGUCACCAUUACCGGCCCAGUAAACCUGGCCUCUGUCAACAUACCGACAACAGCACACAUGAAUAUUGCCCACCCAGUUGCUAUCACCACUCCCAUGUCCAUGAAUAUCACCGGGCCACUCAACAUUGCCAUGCGGCCUAUGGAGAGCAUGCCUUUUCUAUCCCAAGUUCUGCCUUCCUCCCCUCCUUGGUAGAACUGUGUUAGCCCAUGUAACCGCAGAUAAUGUUUAAACUGCCCAAUAAUACAUCAGCCUGUCAAAUAUUAAAUAUCUCUCAAAAUGGUUGACAUUCAAUUUAAAAAGGUGUUGAUGUUAUCCGACCACAAAAAUAGUAACCAAUGAUCACUACUUGCAGGAGCCAUUAUUAUGGCAAAUGUUUACAGUUGUCAUGUAACAGGAUUUUAUGUGGUGGGGUGGAGAUGGUCUUCAGCAACUGAUGUGAUUGGCCUCCACUCUCCAAAGUCAACUUGUCACACUUGGAUAGACAUUAAAUUUCUUACUGCCUGAAUGACAUGAAUGUAGUCAAAGGCUGCAGAGCAUUUAAGAGACCGUAUUUCACAUGUCAGCAUAACAUGACCUCAUGGGAUACAGUUACUGUGUAAAUAAUGACAAUUUUAUACCAAAGAUUUUCUAACUAUAGGGUUUCCACCGAAUUAUAUAUUUUGAAAGAUUACUAGAAAACCUUUAAACAGCAUUAGACCAUCAAGGAACAAAAGUUUUCUUUAGAAACCCAGAGUCAUGAACCUGGUGAGGUGUCCCAUUCACCUCUGGACCACCACUGGAACUGUGAGAGGAGGGUUUGACAUGUGGAGCCUGACUAAUUUUACAGUAGCAGCCAACAUGUUCAAAUGUUGCAUCUUUCCCAAGACUCAUCAUGUACAGUAUGUUGCAAUAAUAAUGCUACUUAUUGCAGCAAUUCAAUAUGUGAUACGUUUAUUAAUGUUUACCCGCUUGCAUUAGUGACAGCUAAUCGUGAAUCUCAUAACUCUUCAAAACCAAAAGUUCCAUUUCUUACACUUUGACAUGGUUAGAAUUAUUGGGCAGUUAAUACAUUUUCAGCUGCUGCAUUUUCACCUAUGUUUUGCUUGUUUUUAUCCCUUGCUCUCCCCUUUUUACAAACGUGAGCAGUUUGUGUUAAUAUGACAGUUAGUUGACAGUUAGCUGGCUCACUGCAGCAGUGACAGCAGUUAACACGAUAUAUGCUGUGAGAGUCAAACCCUCUGAGGGUGUUUUUGCACCUACACUUUUCAGUCUGGUUUAAUCGGACUCUUGGCGCGAUUUAUUGGGACAUGUGUGAACACACUGAUCACUCCAAAUCUACACCACCAAGACCCUUUAGAGGGGGUCAUUUUAGUCUGGUCCUAAACAAAUUCUGGAGGGUUUAUUUGUGGUGGCAACAUGGUCCCACAUGGGUUUGUGAGCUUUGCAUUUUGGAAUGCAGUGCACAAACUGUAGCAGCUUGUGUAGUAAUUGUACUAACAGCAAAUCAGUCUUGCUUGGAUCAGUGAUAAGAAACAAGGUACCUUCCAACAGUUUUUACUUUUUGCCCCAAAAUAUCUGACCAGUUGGUGGAGAGAAUAUUCAUGUGGUUUGUAGUGAUGCAUUUUGGCUCUGGAUUUUAUGUGUGAAUAGAAACCGAACAAAGGAAAAAGAGCCAAGUUCACAAACUCACCGACUGAAUCGGACCAAAGCAAACAAACUAUAGGUGUGAAAAUGCCCUCAGAGCCCUUUCCCCACAAUUCUUUAACUUCUCUUCAGCCACUGAAGUGUCAGGUCUUGUAAAAAUGACUAGUUGAAAUUGAUUUCUUCAACUGGCCAUCUGACUUCAAACAUGGAUGACGUGUGAGAACUUAAUUAUACCCGAGGCAUUGUUUAGCAACUGCGUCAAUGGAAUCGAUUGCCAGAGUUGUUCCGAAUGGCUUCCUCUUGAGGCAUAUUUUUUCAUGUUCAUGUUUUUUCCUAUUGUUAUUUUAGUGGACUUAUCAGUAUUUAAUAGUUAAUGUAUUUUAAAGUUUAAUUACAGAAAAACAAAGCUUCCACAUUGGGGAAGAGUGAGUGAUAUUGUGGAUUUCACUGAUGGUUCAAAGGCUGGUUAGAUCCAUCAGCUUCUACCAUGUCUGUAUUUUGAAAUAGCUGGAAACCAGUCACUCCUCACUGCUGGAUAUUCUACAUAAGUUUAUCUGUGACAUUUGUUAGGACUUUUUUUAUGUAUUUAUAUCAGGACAGGACAGUUGAAGGUACAACUAGGAGGAAGUGUCUUGUACUGAAAGCACGUCCUCUAGUGUUGCCCUUAAAAUGGCAGUAUUAUCAUACGUCAAAUGAUUUGAAAUUUUGAAUACUGAGGACUUAUGUAACUGUAGAGGUCAGAAGAGCUGCACAGUGGCUCAUGAGACUUGUGCUGUGGAAGCAUUUCCAAAGUUAACUAUUUUGGUAUGUUUGUAUGGUUAGGUUGUUUACUUUAGCAGGUAUAGGAUCCCAUCACUGUCAGUCAAACUCAGGAAGGUUACUGAGAAUAGUCUUUUAAACCAUGUUCAACAAUUUACACACUGACCAUUUCUUUGUAAAUAUGAAACACUAUUUUAUUGCCUUUUACCUGUGAGAGAGUGAACCUCUCUACUUACCACAGGCUAGCAAUGCAAGAACUAAAUCACCACUGGUGUGGCCGUCCAUCCUGGAGAGGACAGAGAAAUGAGCAGAGGCUAAUGAAAGGAUAAGAAAGGUGACAGUUUCUUUGAUAAUAAGCAAUUUGCAAAAAGGGCCAAAAACCAACAAUUCACAUGCCAACAAGUACCAUCUGUAGCAAGCUACAGCUUGAUAUCCAGGAGCUUGUGCUUCCAUUAUCACACACAAUUCCAUCGUUGUCCAAAAACAAUUAAAAUGCAUGAAGGAGCUUUACUGUUUAGUUGACACUUCUUAUUUGAGAUAAACACUGAGGCCCUAUUCAGACCUGG